Messenger RNA from Cutaneotrichosporon cavernicola, 1773 nucleotides. RefSeq lists its product as uncharacterized. The transcript is spliced from 5 exons. The coding region runs from base 1 to 1773 and encodes 590 amino acids. The record is from RefSeq and is a predicted model, not a curated record. Lineage: Eukaryota; Fungi; Basidiomycota; Tremellomycetes; Trichosporonales; Trichosporonaceae. Gene Ontology annotation, molecular function: histone deacetylase activity. Gene Ontology annotation, biological process: negative regulation of transcription by RNA polymerase II. Gene Ontology annotation, cellular component: Rpd3L-Expanded complex; nucleus.
AUGGGGGAGGAUAAGAAGCGAGUUUGUUACUUUUUUGACUCUGACAUUGGCAACUACCAUUAUGGGCCAGGCCACCCCAUGAAGCCGACGCGUAUCCGCAUGUGCCAUUCGCUGGUCAUGAACUAUGGAUUAUACAAGCAGAUGGAGAUCUUCCGCGCCAAACCUGCUACGAAGCGGGAAAUGUCCCAGUUCCAUACCGACGAGUACGUCGACUUCCUGUACCGCAUAAACCCGGACAACGAGAGCCAGUUCAACAAGGAGCAAGGAAAAUACAAUGUCGGUGACGACUGCCCGAUCUUUGACGGUCUGUUCGAGUACUGCUCGAUUUCGGCUGGAGGCUCCAUGGAGGGUGCGGCGCGCCUGUCGCGCGACAAGUGCGACAUUGCAGUCAACUGGGCUGGUGGCCUGCACCACGCCAAGAAGGCAGAGGCGAGCGGCUUCUGCUACGUCAACGACAUUGUGCUUGGCAUCCUCGAACUGCUGCGCUACCAUCCGCGCGUGCUAUACGUCGACAUUGACGUGCACCACGGUGAUGGUGUGGAGGAGGCGUUCUACACCACCGACCGGGUCAUGACCUGCAGCUUCCACAAAUAUGGCGAGUUCUUUCCUGGCACCGGCGACAUCAACGACAUCGGCAUCAACAAGGGCAAGGGCUACGCGAUCAACAUCCCCUUGCGCGACGGCAUCAGCGACGAGUCGUACAAGAGCAUCUUCCGGCCUGUCAUGAAGCGCAUCAUCGAGUGGUACCAGCCUGGCGCGAUUGUGUUGCAAUGCGGCUCGGACUCGUUGGCUGGCGACCGCCUCGGUUCGUUCAACCUCUCGAUGCGCGGCCACGCUGCAUGCGUACAGUACAUCAAAUCGUUCAACCUUCCUCUUCUCAUGCUCGGGGGCGGUGGGUACACGGUCAAGAGUGUGUCGCGGACGUGGGCGUACGAGACGGGUCUGGCUGCAGGCGUCGAGCUCGGCGGCCAGAUCCCUAACAACGAGUACUACGAGUACUAUGGCCCCGAUUACGAGCUCGACGUUAAGCCAUCCAAUAUGACGGACCACAACCGGCGCGAGUACCUGGACAAAAUCCGGGAGCAGGUGUUUGAGAAGUUGCGCGACAAUUCAGCAGCUCCGGGUGUCCAAAUGCACUCUGUGCCCAAGCUGGCGCACGACGACGAGGACGGGAAUGAAGGCGAGGAUAACGAAGACCCAGACGACCGCCGUCCCAUGCGCCUGUGGGACAAGGAGAAGCAGCACGAGGCGACGCUGUCUGACUCGGAGGACGAGGGCCUCGGUGGACGCCGACACCACCAGAGCCACCGCGAGGGGUCGGACAAGGCGUCGAGCAAGCGUCGCAGGUCGAAGUCACCGCGGCUCGUCUCAGGUCCAGGCUCGGCAGCGGGACAGCCCGCAGCGGACCGGUCCACAUCCGUGGCGCCGGUGGCUGGCACAGCUGCGGCGGCAGCAACCGUGGCGCCGUCGACCGGCACGCUACCUGUCGCGGCGCCGAACGCGCCUUCUGCGAGCAUGGACAUAAAGCGAUGGGCGGCUGGGGUUGAGGGCGGUGUCGAGACUAGUGGGAGCGGCAGUAAGCCCGCAUCGGCGUCGCCAAAACCUGUGGCGGCAGACGAUGGUGACGUCGAGAUGGCGGACGUGAGCGGCGACCCGAAGCCGGCCGAGCCAGCAGCCGAGCCGACCACCGGGGAAGAGUCAAUGGAGACGGCCGAGGAGCCAGGGACGCUAUGUGGAGCGGGCGCAGGCGAUCAUGUCGCUGAGGGCGCAUAG